AUGACUGAAAUAAAUGCUCGUAUCCACUAUCUCGGAACAAAUCCUUCGGAAGAUUUUCCCGUAUCAUUGAUCAUUUUUGUUUCGUUCGCUGUCAACUGUUUAAUAUUCUAUCUUCUUCCAUCGUCAAUAACACCCUUGAACAAAAGUUAUGUUGUAUCUACAGUUCAUGCAUGUGCUAGCGUUCUAGCUGUGUGUUUAUACUUUUUAUAUUCACCGAUUAAGUUAAUACAAGUCGAUCGCAUACUGGGUGGGGGCAUUGAUGGAACAUACGAUAACAAAAUGGCGUAUAGUGUAUGCUAUUCAGGAGGUUAUUUUAUUUACGACCUACUUCUUAUGGCCUAUUUCAAAUCAGUGAGAAGUGCAGCGGCAAUGUUUCAUCAUAUCAUUGUUCUAAUGAUUGGACUUUCAGGUUUGUACACACGUGUCGGCCACACGAGCCAUUUCCUGAUGUUGUUCGAAGAACUAUCAACUAUUCCAUUGAAUGUAAAAGCAAUCUUCCAUCAACAUAGUGAUAUACAUAGCUUUUGUGCUUUGUUGUUUGCUGUUACUUUUCUGUGGACUCGUCUCAUCUAUGGAAGUAUCAUUUGUUUUUACGUAUUUCGAGCAUUACCGAAAUUUAUUCGACUGGCGGAAGCUUCACACGAUACAACAAGUGUUUGGCUAAGUUUGUUAUUAACUGCUCUGAGUGAUUUGCCGACAAACGAAACAAUCGUUCCUGAACUUUUAAAAAGUAUCGGCUAUCGAACUGCUAUGCAUGGCAAAUGGGAUCUUGGACAUCGACCUCCUUUUCAUCCUUCCUACAGAAGAUUCGACGAAUACAUUGAUAUUCCUGGUGGUAAUCAUCCGCCUGUAAAAGUUUGUUCUAAAGAUCCACCGUACCGUUUCGAACAAAAGCAUGAACAUCCUGUUGAUUUACGAAAGAUUACCGGAGAUAUCUUUACAGUCGGUACUCCUUUAUGUCACAGUGUCAAUCAAACAUACCAACUAGUGAAAGAUUUGAAUGUUUUGAAUCAAACUUUAUUGAUAUUCACUAGCGAUAAUGGACCCGUGGCCGUCGAAAUGUGUUUUGAUGGUAUUGACUUGAGUCCAGUACUUUUCGAUGGUUCGAGUCAAGGUCAUGACUUUCUUUUUCAUACUGAUGAAUUUGGUGCGCUUUCUACUAUUGUUUAUAAUCAAUAUAAAGCUUAUUAUACAACAUAUUCUGCCAUCGAUGGAACAUGUGGUAGUAUAAAGAAGGUUUAG
Molecule: messenger RNA, 1242 nt
Organism: Adineta ricciae
Lineage: Eukaryota; Metazoa; Rotifera; Eurotatoria; Adinetida; Adinetidae
Source: the annotation of a GenBank genome assembly